Sinocyclocheilus grahami is the source of this 725-nucleotide messenger RNA. RefSeq names its product dnaJ homolog subfamily B member 12-like. NCBI's taxonomy places the organism in Eukaryota, Metazoa, Chordata, Actinopteri, Cypriniformes, Cyprinidae. Gene Ontology annotation, molecular function: Hsp70 protein binding. Bases 22 to 528 code for a protein of 168 amino acids. Gene Ontology annotation, biological process: cellular response to misfolded protein. The record is from RefSeq and is a predicted model, not a curated record. The transcript has 5 exons. Gene Ontology annotation, cellular component: endoplasmic reticulum membrane.
CCUGAGGCUCCGAAUAAAGACAUGACUGUGUUUCUUUCAGGUAAUGUUCACAUGUACAGUAACGGACGGAUGCGCUUUAAUCAGAAUCACGGCGAGAGAGGAGAACACAGAGGGGGAGGUCAGGGAGGUCUUGCUCUUCUCAUGCAGUUGAUGCCCAUCCUCAUCCUCGUCAUCGUAUCAGCGCUCAGUCAGAUGAUGGUGACCAACCCACCCUACAGCCUCAGCUUCAGACCGUCAGCGGGUCACACACACAAGCGCGUGACGGAGAAUCUGGGCGUGACGUAUUACGUGAACGAGCGUUUCUCUCAGGACUUCAGCAGCGCGAGUCUGAAACGUGUGGAGAGCAGCGUGGAGGACGACUACAUCUCCAACCUCAGGAACAACUGCUGGAAAGAGAAACAACAGAAGGAGGGUCUGCUGUACCGUGCGCGGUAUUUCGGGGACAGUGAUCUGUACCAGCGGGCUCAGCGGAUGGGAACCCCGAGCUGCUCUCGGCUGUCUGAGGUUCAGGCGUCUUUACACGGAUAGAUGAAGAUCUGGUUCCAAAAACAAUCUCUCCAAUCUGGAAUAUGGAAGAACGCCAUACGGAUUGUAAAUACAUUUGUUCGAAAAACAGGGCUGAGCAUUGCAGCAACUACUGAACUUGACUAGAAAGAUUUAUUGAGGGCUGAAACUGUGUGUGUGUGUGUCUGUCUCUCUCUGUGUGUGUGUGUGUGUCUGUCUGU